Aspergillus pseudonomiae is the source of this 595-nucleotide messenger RNA. RefSeq names its product SRF-type transcription factor family protein. Gene Ontology annotation, molecular function: protein dimerization activity; DNA binding. Bases 226 to 510 code for a protein of 94 amino acids. NCBI's taxonomy places the organism in Eukaryota, Fungi, Ascomycota, Eurotiomycetes, Eurotiales, Aspergillaceae. The transcript has 3 exons. The record is from RefSeq and is a predicted model, not a curated record.
GCCGGGCCCAUGCUUUGAGCAGGCUAGCAGCAAGUACUCACCCUCGGAGGGUGAGCACCUUAUGCGGCCACCACAGUUCAAUAUCCUUACUACCCCUUAAUCGGCGCUUUUGGUUCACAUCAAAGAAUCGAGGAUACAAGGAUUUUUCUCCUCCACGCUAUUAAAGCCAGACGUAGCCGCGCCCCAAAAGCCUGCUUUUCACUUUUAUCACUCAUUUUGACCAUCAUGGCUAUCAAGAAAAGAACUAUCCGGCGCCGGCGAUCGGACAGUUCUAAAGCUAAAUGUCAACAGCGGAACCGACGGAGGGUUCAUUUGUUCCUGAAAGCUUUUGAAUACUGUCGGGAAUGCGACGCAGACAUCUGCCUAAUGAUCCGUCUGAAGCAUAAUGGCCAGGUUGUUUUCUUCAAGUCAGACAGUGACUGGCCUUUUCCGGAAGAACAGUUGGCGACACACUAUCCGAAGCCUAAGCAGGUUACUUGGCAAGAAUUGGCCGCCCAGUAUGAAUCUUAAAGAAACAAUAUUGUGCCGGACAAUGGAAUAUUUGAGCCUCUAAUUAGUUACAGAGCCGGUAACAAAGUAUCGGUUUGUCAUGCAG